Theobroma cacao (cacao) is the source of this 2769-nucleotide messenger RNA. RefSeq names its product CRINKLY4 related 3 (gene CCR3). Gene Ontology annotation, molecular function: ATP binding; protein kinase activity. NCBI's taxonomy places the organism in Eukaryota, Viridiplantae, Streptophyta, Magnoliopsida, Malvales, Malvaceae. The record is from RefSeq and is a predicted model, not a curated record. Gene Ontology annotation, biological process: protein phosphorylation.
ACUCACAUAUUCAUUCGUCUCUCUCUAAAACUUGGAUUCUCUCAAGCUCUUACCUUUUCUUUCUUCUCUCUCUCUCUCUCUCUCUCUCUCUCUCUCUCGCCAAAUGAAGCUGACGGACGGAGACGCCACCUCUUCCGCCGUUAAGCUCGACUGUUUUAAAUGACAAAGCUAGCUUUUGCUCUCCUUGUGGCCGUUGGUUUCCUUGCAGCUAUCUCCUUCCCACGGUUAACUCAUGCCUUGGGCUCGGGCUCAACGCUCGCCGUCGCCUAUGGCACCGUCACAGUCUGCGCCAUCGUAGCCGCGGAGCCGAAUCAACGGAUUAUCUGCUACCGCCCCGGCGACACAUCUUCCUCCGCCGUCGUCCCCAUCCUCCCGAACGUCUCCUACUCCACCGUCGUCGGUGGGGAAACCGACGUUUGCGCCCUCCGUUCCGGCGGUUACAGCCUCCUGUGCUGGAAAACAGACAACCUGACUUUCCCCGUCAAACGCCUCUACAUUAACUACACCGUGACCCUGCAAUCUCUCUCCAUCGGUGAGGAAAGGAUUUGCGCGACGACGACGAACACGUCCACGCCAGUAUUCUGCUGGAGAACCGAUGGUAGUAAUAGAAACAACAGCGAGGAGUUACCGAAUGGUAAUUACAGCAUGGGAAAAAUCACAUCCGGGGUCGAGUUUUCUUGUGGGAUUGUGUUGAGUGAAAACAACCGGGUGACUUGUUGGGGAGAUAACCCGGUCGGGAAACAAAUAGAAAGGCAAUUCGGGAACAUGUCAAUGUCGAAUAUCGAAGCCGGGUUUUCCCAUGUUUGUGGAGUGAGCUCAGCUGGGGAUUUGGUUUGCAAAGGAGAUAACUCGACAGGUCAACUCAAUGUUCCAUCAAACAAAGGUUUGAACUUUGCUUCGGGGUUAGCGCUCGGGGAAGGGUUCAGUUGCGCAAUCAGGAGGUCGAGCGGUACAGUUGUUUGUUGGGGUUCGAUGGGUGAGACUGCGGUUGGAGGAAUCGGGUUCGAAUCCAUCGUUUCAGGCUCAAAUUUUGCUUGUGGAUUAACUACCAAGAACCUUUCAGUAGUUUGUUGGGGUCCAGGGUGGCCUGGAACCAAUGGGUCGAAUUCAAAUUCUACAGUGAAUGAGUUACCUUUGGGAGCUGAUAUUUUACCAUGGCCUUGUGUUCAGUCCUCUUGUAAUGAGUGUGGGUUAUAUCCUGACUCAAGCAGGCUUUGUUUUGGCUCUGGUAACAUUUGUAAACCUUCCCCUUGUUUCAAUUUCACCGCCCCACCGCCGCCGUUGCCGGCAGCUCCACCUCUGGGUACCACGCGGUCGUCGCCAUCUAAAGAGUUGAGGAGAGGGUUAUUAGCUUUUGCAAUAGUUGGAUCAGUUGGAUGUUUCGUGGGGAUUUGUAGUAUUGUUUAUUGUUUAUGGACCGGGGUUUGUUUUGGGAAAAAGAAAGUGCAUAAUUCAGUUCAGCCAACAAUCACUAGAGCUGGUUCUAAUGGCGGUCCAGGAUCGAAUAACAGUCCUCCUUCAAGGUCAUCUACAAUCAGACGCCAGAGUUCAAGAGCAAUGAGGCGUCAAAGAAGUGGAACAUCAUCGAAACAUGCUGAUAGAGCUGAGGAAUUUAGCUUGGCUGAGCUUGCUGCUGCCACCAAUGAUUUUUCAUUCGAAAACAAGAUUGGUGCUGGGAGCUUUGGGGUUGUUUACAGAGGGAAACUGCUGGAUGGCCGUGAGGUGGCAAUCAAAAGAGGUGAAACAGGUUCAAAAGCCAAGAAGUUUCAAGAGAAAGAGAGUGCAUUUGAAUCAGAAUUGGCAUUCUUGUCUAGGCUUCAUCAUAAGCAUUUGGUUAGGCUUGUUGGGUACUGUGAAGAGAAGGAUGAAAGGCUUCUGGUUUAUGAGUACAUGAAGAACGGUGCACUUUAUGAUCAUUUACAUGAUAAGAACAACGUUGAGAAAAGUAGUAGCCUGCUUAAUUCCUGGAAAAUGAGGAUCAAAAUUGCUUUGGAUGCAGCCCGAGGGAUUGAGUAUCUUCACAAUUAUGCAGUUCCACCUAUAAUUCAUAGAGAUAUCAAGUCCUCUAACAUAUUACUCGAUGUGAGUUGGACAGCAAGAGUUUCAGAUUUCGGACUUUCCUUGAUGGGUCCGGAAUCUGACAGAGAUUACAGGCCAAUGAAGGCAGCCGGAACAGUUGGUUACAUUGAUCCUGAGUACUAUGGCUUAAAUGUGUUAACAGCAAAGAGUGAUGUCUAUGGUCUCGGGGUUGUAAUGCUAGAACUUCUAACAGGGAAGAGGGCUAUAUUCAAGAACGAUGAAAAUGGAGGGACCCCAGUGAGCCUGGUGGAUUUUGCAGUGCCUGCAAUCAUGGCAGGGGAACUGGUUAAGGUUCUGGACACAAGGGUUGGACCACCAGAGCUGAAUGAAGCUGAAGCAGUGGAGCUGAUGGCAUACACUGCGAUGCACUGUGUGAAUUUGGAAGGGAAAGAGAGGCCUACGAUUGGUGACAUUGUUUCUAACUUGGAGAGGGCAGUGAAUGUUUGUGAUGGCAGCCAUGGCAGCAUCUCUAGUGGUACAUUCUCAAUUGUUUCAGAGUGAAAAAUUUCAACUCUCCCUAAAGGAAAAAGUAAAAUUUUUUUUUUCUUUUUCUCUCAUUAAUUUUGGAGUGUAAAGAUUUUUAGGACUUUUAUUUUUAUUUUUUCACAUCCUCUAACAUUGAGCUGUAGUGUAGGAUUUUGUGAACACUGACAGCAACCAGAAAUGAUUACAUGAUUUUAUUUUCUUGUU